CUAGAAAGAGAAGUGGCGAGCACUUGAAAAAAAAGAAGAAGAAGACCGUGAAACAGUGGCAACACCGUAGUGCAUGUGUUUUGGGUUGUGUUGUCUUUUGUGAUAUCUACGAUGAUUGUUGUAAAUUGAAGCGGAGAAAGUUUAUUAAAGUUUCGAUGAUGGUAUUGGACCAUAUAAAAACUAGUUAUUUUUCAAAAACACUUGAGAUUUUGUGGAUUGAUAUCCCUUGCAGACGUAAGAAAGCUUCAAACGUACUUGAAGCUUUCGAGGCCGUGUUCAUGGAACUAUGAACCUAGACUCAUUGUCUUUCACUUUGUCACAAAUCAGUUAUUUAGUUGCUACAUUAACUAAAAAAAAUUACAAACAAGCAGUUGGAGAUCUAACGAAGCUUGUAUCUUUGCAUGGUCUGGAGGCGGACCGUCACUUGCUCCAAUGUCUAUUCUCAUCAGUGGACUUCUCAGAGUCUACAUCUAAAAUAUCCACAGUAUCUCCCCAAAACCAAGCUUUAUUAGAGCAGUGCUCCAGUUUGUUGAACAAACCAUCACUACCAACAGCUGUUUGCUACAUCACUGACAACCCCUUGGUGAACCAAAAGACCAUAAAAGUUGGACCCCAGUUCUUCCACCAGUUGAGCAAGUGCCUUCGCCUCUCAGCUGUCCAGGAAGUAGUUUUUGCCUUUGCUCUCUGUCAUUCUUCCAUACCAGAAGUCUCUAACAUCUCCCAGGCUCAUUUGAGAGCUAGUGUACCUGCCCUAGUCCAAUCCUACAUAGACACAGAAGGCAGCAGUAGGCAGCACGAGGGAGGUCUUCACGAAACUACCCCUGAGGUGCUCCACCUGAUUCUUUCAGCUGUCCUCAAGAACCCCAAGGAAGUCGGCCUCACCAGCGACGUUCACUCUACCUUCCUGAAAACUCUGCAAAGGGAUUUUCCUAAGGACCUUGUUCCGGUGGUGCUAGCGCCAUUAGUUUAUCCGGAACAGAGUGAAUUGGCCCCGGAAAUGUCAUCUGAAGGCCCCGGUUUAUCCGGGGGUAUGUUGGAAACGUCGAUGACCGAUCUGGUGAUGGAGAUCGGGUACAGCUUGACCUCAUCAGUAGAAGAAUGCAGGAACAACUUGCUGAAGCUAGGAGGCAGGGAUUUAUCUCCAGGGACUGCAGCUCGAAUUCUGGCUGUUAUGUGCAGGACACACAGUGGCCUAGAGGAUUCUCUGGGCUUGCAGACGCCUGGCUCCUUCAAUAAGAGCUCGGACGGCAGCACCUCCUGGAACUUUGAGGUAUUCAUACAGGCCAUCAAAGAGAUCGUGCCCAACUUCCAGUGGAACAUCAUCGUGGCCGAGCUGGACCAUUCCGAGUUCAUUAUCAAAGACAGACAGGGACUGUGCAUUCUGGUGAAUGCGCUCAGACAGGGACUGCAGACGUUCGGGUUCCACCCUGAGAACUUCCCGAUCGAUCAAUUUUAUAAAAGAUGGCAGAAUGUAGAGGGUCAGUUCAGCCUGAUACAGCACAUCCUGAAAAACCCGGACGUCUUCUGUUUCGCCGACUAUUCCUGCAUUCCCGUAGCAGUGGACGUGCUGAAAACACCGCCGGAGCAGGACGGCAAAGAGCUGGCCAAUUGGCGCUCCUUGCAGCUGGUAGAACUCCUGCUCAAUCUGUCAGAAUGCGGACUUUACACCCACGUCCAGGAACUAUUCAAAGUCCCUGUGCACAGUUGCCCCGACGUCCUGGUGCUAGCUUUGCUGCAAAUCUCCGGCCCAGUAACUCUCCUCCGACAAGAACUCCUCACCAAUCUGAUACCGAUCUUUCUCGGCAAUCAUCCCAACUCGGCCAUCAUUUUGCACCACGCUUGGCACACGCAAAACAUCAACAUCAAGCCGAUCAUAAUGCACGCGAUGGCCGAAUGGUAUGUGAGAGGGGAGUGCGAUCAGGCGAGACUGUCCCGCAUCCUGGACGUGGCUCAGGACCUGAAGGCGCUGUCGAUGCUGCUGAACGCGCAAUCGGCGCAGUCCUAUCCCUUCAUCAUCGAUUUGGCCUGUCUGGCUUCCAGAAGGGAAUACCUGAAACUGGAGAAAUGGCUGUCGGACAAGAUAAACGAGCACGGCGAGGCGUUCGUGAUGGCGUGCAUCAAAUUCCUGCACCGCCGUUGCCCGCAAAUCGCCAAAGACGACGCGCUGACGAAGGCCGUGCCGUUGCCCACCGAAACGUUGACCACGAUGAUCGUGUGUCUGCAACGGUGCGUCAACAACGUCACGCCCGACUGUCAAGAGGCCAUCUUGACGGUGGUGGGCAAUUGUUCGCUGAUUGUCAAAUCGAGACAGCAGCAGCAACAGCAGCAACAACAGCAACAGCAGCAACAGCAGCCGACAAUACUAAGAUCCAGAGGCUUGGACGCCGGCUUGAAUCCUACCGUGUUCGCAGGACAGCUCUAUAAUCCGUCAGCGGUCGAUUCAAUACCGGGGCUGAGCAACAAUUUAGCAAAUAUGAGCUUGGCAGAGGCGUUCGCAGGUCCGACCAGCUCGGCGUUCAACAUCCCAGGCGGCCUAGGCCCACUCGUUCCUUCUCCCGGCUCGCCGUCUCGCAUCAUUAAUGCCGGGGGCGGUGGGGGGCCGUCCAACAGCCCGUUUCCCGUCAUGCCGAUGGCCCAUCAAGGCCCUGUGGGCACCAGUUCGUCGCUGGUGCUCGGAGUCAAUCAGAUGAGCAAUCUUGGCAGAAUGGGGCCCAACCCGUCCAUCGACAAAAGCAGGCUGCCCGAAUACAACUUGUUUCCCGACAUCUCGCCCCAUGUGUCUAAAGAAAUCGAAGACGAGGCGAACAAUUACUUCCAGAGAAUCUACAACCAUCCGCCGAAUCCGACAUUGUCCAUCGACGAGGUGUUGGCAAUGCUCAAACGCUUUCAGGAUUCCCACAACAAAAGAGAAAAAGAGGUUUUUAACUGUAUGUUGAGGAGUCUCUUCGAGGAAUACAAAUUCUUUCCUCAAUACCCCGACAAGGAGUUGCACGUGACUGCCCAAUUGUUCGGCGGCAUCAUCGAAAGGGGUAUCGUGACGUCAUACGUGGCGUUAGGGCUGGCUUUGAGGUUCGUCUUGGAGGCGUUGAAGAAGCCGGAAGGCUCGAAAAUGUACUAUUUCGGCAUUGCUGCCCUGGACAGAUUCAAGAGUCGUCUCAAGGAGUACCACAAGUACUGCGAGCACGUCAGGGCCAUCUCUCAUUUCAGCGAUUUUCCCCAACAUCUACAGGAAUACGUCGAAUACGGUUUGCAAAGUUUGGAACCGCCCCACAAGCCCGACGGGCCAGUUCUACCGGCCAGUUUGGCCGCCAUGCUGGCGACGCCCGUCGUCGCGUCUAACGCUUACAAGGCUAGCGCCGCGACGGUGGCAGCUACGUCGGUGCCGCCCACCAAAGUGGCCGCCCCCGCUGCCGCUAACACGAUGGGCAGCCGUCCGUCCAUAGCCAACGCGACAAAUAUCGAUACGUUGCUGGUCGCCACUGAGAAGGAUGACAAGGUGAUAGCUCCUCCCGAACAGCUCCAAGACAAGAUGGCGUUCAUAUUCAACAACUUGAGCCAGCUGAAUCUGAAGCAGAAAUGCGACGAACUGAAAGAACUAGUUUCUGAAGACUACAAUCCCUGGCUGGCUCAGUACCUCGUCAUGAAGCGUGCUUCCAUCGAAUUCAAUUUCCACGCUUUGUACUCGAAUUUCCUCGACACUCUCGGAAGCAACGAUCUGCUGAAAUAUGUUACUAGAGAAACGUUCAGGAAUAUAAGGGUGCUGCUGAGAUCAGACAAAGCGAUCGCCAAUUUUUCUGACAGAUCGCUGCUGAAGAACCUCGGCCAUUGGCUGGGGAUGCUGACGUUAUCGCGCAGCAAACCGAUACUGCAAAUCGAUCUCGAUCUCAAAUCUCUGCUGGUGGAGGCCUACCACAAGGGUCAGCAGGAGUUGCUCUACGUCGUACCUUUCGUUGCCAAGGUGUUGGAAUCGUGCGCCAAAAGCAAGCAGGUCUUCAAGCCGCCCAACCCUUGGACGAUAGCCAUAAUGAACGUCCUUGCCGAGUUGCAUUCGGAAACCGACCUCAAACUCACUUUGAAAUUUGAGAUCGAAGUGCUGUGCAAGCACCUCGACAUCGAUGUCGCUCAGCUGAAGCCGUCCGUCUACCUCAAAGACCCCGAACGGAUCAGGAAAAUCGAGUAUCAGCUGUCUCAGCCGGUGAAAAAGGAGCUGCCCACGAUGCAGACGGUGGGCAAUCCGGGCGGCAAUUUGACAGAUCAGGAACUGGCGAAUAUCAUGCCUAGUCAGCAGACCAGCUCGCCCAUAGUGCAGAACAACAGCACUACGCCUACUUCUGCUCUGAGCGCUCCUCCUGAACCUAGGUUCAGCUACUCGGACAUACAGAUCGCCGGCAUGCAAGCCUUCCAAUCGCACACAGUGGUCUCCCCUUCGAUUUUGUUGUUUCAAUCGCAGCCACAAUUGAAAGCGUUGGUGAGGAGCUCUAUCGAACGCGCUGUUCAAGAAUGGAUCGCUCCAGUUGUCGAUAGGUCCAUCAAGAUCGCUCUUCAGACGUGCGAGCAGAUCAUCCGCAAAGAUUUCGCAUUGGACCCGGACGAGAACCGGAUGCGACUGGCUGCGCAUUACAUGGUGCGCAAUCUCACAGCCGGCAUGGCUAUGAUCACGUGCAGGGAGCAGCUGUUGACGGCCAUCAAUACACACCUGAAACAGGCCCUGUUGACCAAUUUGGUGUCGCCCACCAAUCAACAGAAAGAUAUGAUCGAACAGGCCGCCAGCGUUAUUGCAAACGACAAUAUGGAGCUGGCUUGCGCUUUUGUGCAGAAAACUGCAGUGGAAAAAGCUAUACCGGAAAUCGAUAAAAGGUUGAUGAGCGAGUAUGAGUUGAGGAAGAUGGCUAGGCAGGAAGGGAGACGUUAUUGUGAUGCUAUAGCCUUAACAUAUCAAGCAGAACGGAUGCCCGAGCAGAUCAGACUCAAAGUGGGAGGCAUCUCUAAUAGUCAGAUGGCCGUUUUUGAAGAAUUCGCCCGAAAUAUUCCCGGUUUUUUACCCAACGAAAGGGAUGCGACAAUCCUUAUGCAGAAACAGAACAUGACCCCGAUCGAACCCCAGUCGCACUCGGCCACCCCUUUUUCCGUCCCCCAGACCGGCCUCGCCACCGACGAUCUGACGCUGCUCUACGAGAAGCUGGUCGUCGAGGUGGAGCAGUUCGUGCAGCUGACCUCUGCGCAGGCGCCGUACGCGCACAUCAACGCCAACAUGCUGGUGCUCAGAGAUUGUCUGAUGCACAUGCUGAGGAACAGGGAUCUGGCACCUCCUCAGGCCAUCGUACAAAAGUGCGUGGAGAGCCUUCAAGACUGCCUGGUGCCGACCUUGAGCGACACCGAUCCUGUCGUCCUGCGCUUCAAGGACGCGAUCGUUCGCAUCCUGAAAACCAUGCAGGACCCUCGCGUCUACGGCCAACAGUGGACCAACAAGCUGGUCACCCGGUACCUGACCGAUUGCAGGGACGAACAACAACGCUACAACCUCGACGCCGUCGACGCGCUUAUCAAGUCCGGCCUGGUGAACGUGCCCCAGUACGACCUGGCGCUGGCCCAGUGCAUGGAGAACGGCGUCAACUACAUGGGCGUCAGCUUCUCGAUGCAGCUGGUCCAGCUCUAUCUGAUCGACGACAGAUCGGGCCAGUUCGUCACCGAGAGCGAUCUGUGCAACACGAUCGAGAUGCUGGCCAAGAUCCAGACGCACACUCGGCAGCCGCCCGAAGGUCUUGGGAAUAUCAUCGACAUUUUGAGGCAGAAUGAGCCGAGCUCGUUUUUCGGCGAUAGGGCUCCGAUGGGACCGACGGUGCACAUACAUAACGGGAUUUUGCAGGUCAGAGCCCCGAACUAUGAAGACCCGCCCGGCCUGGUCGAAAAAACCGACCAACUCCUGCGCGACUGGAUCACCAUCUACCAUUCGCAACAGCAGGGCCGCGACUCGACCAAAGCGUUCAGCAUGUUCGUCCACCAGAUGAACGUCUACGGCAUCCUCAAGACCGACGAUCUCAUCACGCGGUUCUUCCGGCUGUCGACGCAACUGUGCGUCGAGACGGUGUACAGGAUACUGGCGGAGAAGGGCAAUCCGAACGCGUCGCUUUUAAGGCCCAAAUGUUAUCACACGUUGGACGCCUUUGUCAGACUGGUUGCUUUAUUGGUGAAGCAUUCCGGAGAUGCGAACAAUACGACGACCAAGAUUCAUUUGUUGAACAAAGUUCUAGGAAUCGUGGCCGGUUGUCUUCUGCAAGACCACGACACCCGCACCACCGACUUCCAACAGCUGCCCUACCAGCGCAUCUUCACCAUGCUCUUCUUGGAACUGAACGCUCCCGAACCUGUCUUGGAGGCCAUCAACUUCCACGUGCUCACCGCCUACUGUCACACCUUGCACAUCCUGCGCCCCUCCAAGGCGGCCGGCUUCUGCUACGCCUGGCUGGAAUUGGUGUCGCACAGGGUGUUCAUGGGCCGGAUGCUGGCCAGCAGUCCGCAGCAAAAGUGCUGGCCGCUGUACGCGCAGCUGCUGAUCGAUCUGUUCAAGUAUUUGGCGCCGUUCCUGAGGAACGCCGAAUUGGCCAAACCUGUCACUAUGCUCUACAAGGGCACUUUGAGGGUGCUGCUGGUUCUCUUGCACGACUUUCCCGAGUUCCUCUGCGACUACCACUACGGCUUCUGUGACGUCAUACCGCCCAAUUGCAUCCAGAUGCGCAACCUCAUCCUGUCGGCCUUUCCACGGAACAUGCGCCUUCCGGAUCCGUUCACGCCCAAUCUCAAGGUCGACAUGUUGCAAGAGAUCACCUACGGGCCGCGCAUACUCACCAACGUGUCGUUGAUGAUCACGCCUGCGCAAUUCAAGAAGGAUCUGGACUCGUACUUGAAGGCCCGGGCGCCUGUGACUUUCUUGUCGGAGUUGCGGAGCAAUUUGCAGGUGUCUAACGAGCCGGGGGUGCGUUACAAUAUUCCCUUGAUGAACGCCCUCGUUCUCUACGUGGGCACCCAAGCGAUAGCCUACAUCCGCAACAAGAGCCACCAGCCCAAUAUGUCGACGAUAGCGCACAGCGCCCACAUGGACAUCUUCCAGAACUUGGCAGUCGAUUUGGACACCGAAGGCAGAUACCUGUUUCUAAAUGCGAUCGCUAACCAGCUGCGAUACCCAAAUAGCCACACGCACUAUUUCUCGUGCACUUUGCUCUACCUGUUCGCCGAGGCCAAUACCGAGGCCAUCCAGGAACAGAUCACCAGGGUGCUGUUGGAGCGGCUGAUCGUGAACAGGCCGCACCCUUGGGGGUUGCUUAUCACCUUCAUCGAGCUGAUCAAGAAUCCGACGUACCGGUUUUGGCAGCACGAGUUCGUCCAUUGCGCACCGGAAAUCGAAAAAUUGUUCGAGUCGGUAGCAAGAUCUUGUAUGGUAAAGUCAACGGUACAAGCACAAGAUAAUGAGAUACAAGAGUGAUGAAACAUUUUUGUGAAUUGUACAUAAUGAUAAAUAUAUGAAGAUUUAUUAUGGAGAUGUGAGAAUUUUUAAAUUGAUUUUGAUUCAGGUGCUUAAUUUUGGGAGAAAUGCAUUUUAUUUUAAGGAGCUAAGGUGAUUCUAGCGUGUAGAUAUCGAUUAAAACUGUAAAUUUUUAGGUACUUUUAAGAAAUUUUCGAGUAUUUGUAACUAUAUAUACAUAGGAUGUUGUGUGGAUGUAAUUAAUAAACGGUUUUCAAUGUUUUCAGCAUUAA
Phaedon cochleariae (mustard beetle) is the source of this 7752-nucleotide messenger RNA. The record is from the annotation of a GenBank genome assembly. NCBI's taxonomy places the organism in Eukaryota, Metazoa, Arthropoda, Insecta, Coleoptera, Chrysomelidae.